AUGGGGGCUACCUACCUAUCGAUUAAUCAAAUUCUACACUCUCGCACUAAACAUGUAAAAGUGGAUUAUCACUUUGUGCGAGAUCGUGUAGCUGCCAAAACUCUUCAAUAUGGGCUCUUGUAUUUGCUGCCUGCACACCAACACAGCAACAUGGAAGAGGGAUUACACCAGGUGAAGGUCGUGUUAAGCAAUAGCAUACAGGAGAAGCUCCAAAUUCAAAACACUUCCAAGGCAAUCAGCCCACACGUAUUCUGCAUUGCAGAUCUCAGAUGUUUGGUUGGCUCCAACACCAUUAACUGCAUCCCGACCAUAGUAGAAUUAGUGAAACUCAAAUCCAAGAACCAUGAUCUUGAGGUUAAACAACCUGAAUUCCUUGUCCUCUUCAAUGAUCAAGUUAGCAAUGAUUUCAACUCUCUUUUCAGAUCCCUUCCUUUCGACAGGCAAUACAUGGCUGCAGCUGCCCCUGGCUCUUUCCAUGGUAGUCUGUUCCCCAAGGCCUUCACAAAUUUUGUUCACUCUUCGUUCGCGCUUCAUUGGCUACGAAAAGACGAAGUUACUGAAGUGAACUCCCUAACAUGGAAUAAAGGAUAA
Messenger RNA from Malania oleifera, 591 nucleotides. Its product is annotated as loganic acid O-methyltransferase-like. The transcript is spliced from 3 exons. Bases 1 to 591 code for a protein of 196 amino acids. Gene Ontology annotation, molecular function: S-adenosylmethionine-dependent methyltransferase activity. Lineage: Eukaryota; Viridiplantae; Streptophyta; Magnoliopsida; Santalales; Ximeniaceae. Gene Ontology annotation, biological process: methylation. The record is from RefSeq and is a predicted model, not a curated record.